Molecule: messenger RNA, 3608 nt
Organism: Plodia interpunctella (Indianmeal moth)
Lineage: Eukaryota; Metazoa; Arthropoda; Insecta; Lepidoptera; Pyralidae
Exons: 4
Coding region: 309-650 (113 amino acids)
Biological process (GO): late endosome to vacuole transport via multivesicular body sorting pathway
Cellular component (GO): endosome
Source: RefSeq, a predicted model, not a curated record
UCUCUUCUGUCAAUUGAUGUUAUUUAGUCAUUUUGUAAAUUAUAUUACAAAGUCUUAUUUCUAAGCCUACUACACAUUAAUUCUAUAAGGAUAAUGGCUGGAAUAAAAGGUAAACUUUCAACAACAUGUAAGAAAACUGGUAAAAAUGCCCCCACGUAAUGUAAAGUUUACAUGACUCACAAUAUUUACCAACAGUUUACAUGAUACAUUUUCUUCUGAUAUAUUUUAAUAUUUUCUUGUUUUUUUCAUGCUAUCCGGAUGCUUGAUGUGCAGGUUUGGUGUCUCUUGCGUUCCUCGGCUCCAUUGGAAUGACAUUUGUUAUUCUAGCAUGUGCAUUACCUGACUAUAAAGUAUGGUGGCCAUUCUUUGUAGUAAUUUUCUACAUUUUGUGUCCCAUACCGACUAUGUUGGCGCGCCGCCACACAGACACCACGGGCGGCACAAACUCCCCUUGCAUGGAGGCAGCAGUUUUCAUCACCAUGGGAUUCAUUGUCAGCUCCUUCGGACUUCCUAUUGUUCUUGCAAGAACUGCUGUUAUUACAACGGGAGCCUGCUGUCUAACCAUAGCUGGCAACAUCAUUGUCUACCUUACCAUCAUUGGCUUCUUCACAAUCUUCGACAUGGACGACUCUGACUAUACCAUGUGGUGAGAGAUCUAAGAGAUGUCAUUGUUUGGACCGUUGAGGGACGAUAUUAGGCAUACAAAAUUUUUGUAAGAUAUGUUGUGGUUAUGUGUAUACUUAAGUCUGAUUGCAAUUGGCACUGACUAUACUCAUGUUUUAAUCAAAUAAGUAAACUGGUAGUUUAUUAAAACUGUAUUUUGGGAAACUUCAAGGUUUUACAUCAGUUUCAGUUUGGUACUAUUCAAGUAAUUUAAGUUCAGUAAAAGAAGUUCAAUUACCAAUGUAAUUAACAUUAUAUACUGGAGAUGGCACUGAGCAUAGUGUACCUAAUGUCCUCCAGGUUUUAAACAAUUGUAGUACCAAUGAGAGACCUGUAUAAGUCUAACCAUAUUUUACUUAUUCAUACUAUUAAGUGCCUUCUAAUUCGAUCAGUUAUGAAAGUUUACCUAUAUCUGCCAAGGCAGAUGUUGUUAAAAAAAAAUAGGUUAGGUUAGUGUUUUUUUAAUUUAUUGGGCCAUUGUUGUAUUGCAUUUGUUUGUUUUUCUGCCAGUUAACUUGUUUGAUUGAAAACUAGGCUUUAGUGUAAAACAAUCUUCUGUGAUAACAUAAUUUUGUUUGCAUUCAAAAUAAACACACUUUAUCACAUUUGUAAGUCAUUUGAUUAAGACGUGAGAUAAACCCAUUGUAUUAUCAAAAUGUGACGGAUGACUAUAUGAAUAAUUUUAUUCUAUUGGUAGACCAGAUUGAGUAAGAUAUGAAAUCUUGCAAAAACCACUUGGAUUACUUUAAUAUUGGUAUUAUAUGUACUACAGACUGCUCACAGUUAUAUUACAUGAUAUAUUAUCACUAACUUUGAGCGGUUUGUAGUUUGACAAUUGACAAUAAUUUUUAAAAGGUUAAAAAUCGAUGAAGAUUUUCUUAUUUCGGUUAAUAAUCUGGUUAAUAACACAUAAAUUUGACAAUGGUUAGUAAGUAUGUUAUAAUUAAAAGUAAAACAAAAUAAUAUAGUGAAAGAACAAUACCAUAAGCGAUUGAAAUCAACAUUGCGUCUUUUCUAUGCCUACACAAAAUGUUAUCAUAGAAGAUUUAUACUCUAGUGAUCAAUACUAAUAAAUAAGCUCGUUGAGCAUAGACUGCUACCUUAAUGUAUUUUGUGUAUAUUUACAUUACACUUGAUUCAUUGGGAAACUGGGAUUUGCAUGAAGGAAUAAAUCAUAAUUCUAACCAUAAAUCUAUGUUCAUUUAAAUGCAAGUGUCACAAAGCAGUAAAUUAUUUUACAUAAAUUUAAUAAGACUAUAUGUUGUAACUUUUUUGUUGCCAUUAAGACAAUAUUAAACAUUUUUUAAGGGUUGUUUAUAGGUUAUUUUAUUUUUUAUUACGUAGAUCUGUGUCAAUAGGCUAUCAUACAGCCAAAAUAAUAACUGACGAUACAUAAAUUAUGAUUAUGAAAAUGAUUACUUUAAUGGUUUAUAAUUCUUAUGAAAUAGAACUAUUCUCAAACUUCCAAUUUAAGCUUCAAUUAUUAUACGACUUGUGUUUCAGCCUUGCAGCUAUAAUAGUUUUAUUCAAUAAGAAAAAUACUAGUAUAAGAAAUUUAUACGUAUAAACAUAUUUUUUUAUCAACAGAGUUAUCUUUUAUUUAAAAUUUUUAUUUUUAUCACUUAGUAUAAUAUAUCUUGGCUACCAAAGUGUUAAAAUACUGCUUUUCAAACCUGAUUAAAACUAAAGAGUUAUGAUAAUGAUACAUUAAGGUUGUCCAUUAUUUAAUAGCAUUUUUAAUAAAGUGACGUUGAUUUAGACACCUGUUAAAUGAAUCUAUUAAUUCGAUAAAAGGUGAAAUUGUUUUGUAAGAUUUUGUACUAGCUAAUGGGUAGAAAACUGUAAAGCCGAUUUUUGUUUUUAAAUGUUCCGAUUAUGAAAUCUCUUUUGUUGAUACUUUUAUGGUAUGUAAAAUAAUUAGUACUAAUAAAUAAAUAGCAUUUACACUUAAAACUAUGUGACCACGUGAAUUGACACAACUCUAAUCUGAAACUUCGAUAUUGUUAGCCUUAUGCUGGCUCCACACUAUCGCUGAUUAGUUCGCCGACUUGGCGGAUUCGAUAUACAUCGCUGGUUUUUCAUUGCUGUAAAUAAAAACACUCGUACAAACUACGCAAUGUUCAUGCAUUCACGUCGGCAUCUGUCCGAGUUCGGUGAUAGUGUGUAGCCGGCAUUAACCCAUAAUAGUCAUACUGACGCUACCACUGAACAGUUGGUAUUACAUACCUACAUUUAAAUAAAAACUUAUUUGAAAAAGCAUUGAGACACCAUUUUUGACUUAACGUUCUCAAAAUCAAUACGAAAGUCAGUGAAUUCUAAGUCACAAUUAGAAAAGACUAAUGCCACUCCAUUAGUCUUUACCAAAAGUAUUUUAAAAUCAAAAAAUACAUAAUUGCCUUAUCUUGAUUUAUAAUAAAUUAUUUUGUGGUUUAGAUUAAUAAACUUUUUUUAUUCAAUCUAUUUAAAACCCAUAUGUGUAACAAAUUUUAUUUUAAAUUCUGGUUGGUAUUUAUAGGUAUCAUGUUUAACACCAUAUACAACUGGCAUCUGUCGGGAAAUUUUAAUUUAACAUUUAUAGCUAUUUUGUUUAUUUGUGUGUAUUUUUUAAAUUCUAGAUACGCAAAUGUGAAAUUAGAAUCCUGGCAGUAAAUAAUACCUAUCCGACUUGGGACGUUUAAAUUCUAGUUUUGGUUUUGUCAAUAAAUGACGUAUGAUAUGAGACACAACAAAGUUAAAUUUAGGACUGGUUAUGUCGUAGUUAUAUUAUAGUUAGUCCAAGAAAUGAUGGGUAUUAAUUAUUGCCAAGAUGUUUUUAUUACAUUCAGGCAUUAACCAACUGUCUAACCAUUCAUUCAUAUUGGAUUGGACAAUUGUAUGUUAAAAUUACAUUCCUGUAAUAAAAAAAUGUAAAUAAUCAGGUCACAAUAAAAUAUUAACUGCUUUUA